AUGUCCACCCAACCAACUGGUGCUGUGAACCAUGCAAGCCGUUACCUCUCACCGGCGUCAGAAGCCCGCACCGCGCUCCUUUUGAUUGACAUCCAACGCGGCCUGAACACCAGAAACGGCUACUUCGGAACCGAACGCUCGACACCCAACUUUGAGGAAAACGUCUCCGCCAUCCUGGCCGCGUGCAGAGAGUACAACGAAACGAACACGACCGGCAGUCUUGGCUCUGUUACCGGUGAUACCAUCAGCAAGAACACGGCUGAAUCUGGAGGACAAAAUGCUCUCUCUGAUCCAAACGCCACGAACCACCCAUCAAAGCCCCGUCCCCGCGCGAUAGAAAUCAUCCAUGUAUACCACAAAUCCCGAAACCCGCUAUCGCCACUGCACGUCUCGGGCACCACGCACAAGGACGGGAUCAUGUUCAUGCCGUGCGCGGAACCGGCGGCGGCGGCGGCGGUGGCCAAUGAGUACGUGCUGUCCAAGUCGACGAACACGGCGUUCGGCAACCCAGAAUUGAAGACCAUCUUGGAGCACGGGCACAUCGAGCAGCUCGUCGUCGUGGGCAUCGCGACGGACCACUGCGUGACGACGAGCGUACGCUGGGCUAAGGAUCUGGGCGUGGUGCGAGGCGUCGAAGCAGACGCCUCGUGCGGAUAUAGUGGUACCCAGACCGAACAAGAAGAAGGGGAAGGGGAAGAAAAGCCGGAAGACGGCAAGAUCGUUAUCCUCAGCGACGCGACCGCGUGUUUCAACAAGGGCGGGUUUGACGCCGAGACGGUGCACAAGGUCCAUCUCGCCAGUCUCGAGGGCGAGUUCGCAAAGGUCAUGACCACCGGGGACGUUCUGGAUCAGCUCUUUGGGUGA
Fonsecaea erecta is the source of this 864-nucleotide messenger RNA. RefSeq lists its product as hypothetical. The transcript has a single exon. Lineage: Eukaryota; Fungi; Ascomycota; Eurotiomycetes; Chaetothyriales; Herpotrichiellaceae. The record is from RefSeq and is a predicted model, not a curated record. The coding region runs from base 1 to 864 and encodes 287 amino acids.